GUCCCGGCUGACGUCAUAUCCGUAGCAACCGCAGGUGCCGAGCUACCGAAGCGUUGCAGAACAGUCCCGUUUUACUCAUUUUAAUCAUUAAAGACUUAGCAAGCAGCCAUGGCCAGUCAAACGAUGGACAUCUUGGCGAAAGUUGUGGAACAGACGACCAAAGUGAUGGAGGAGGAGUUGAAUAAUCAGCUGAGCAAACUGAAUGAAAUGGAUGAAGAUGACUUUGAGAGGCUGAAGGAGAAACGAUUAGAGGCGCUCAAAAAAGCUCAGAAACAGAAGCAGGACUGGCUGUCUAAAGGACACGGCGAGUACCGAGAAAUCCCCAGUGAGAGAGAGUUUUUCACUGAGGUGAAGGAGAGCACAAAAGUUGUCUGUCACUUCUACAGGAAUUCAACCUUCAGGUGCAAGAUCGUCGACAAACACUUGGCCCUCUUGGCGAAGAAGCACGUUGAGACCAAAUUCCUCAAGCUGAACGUGGAAAAGGCGCCGUUUCUGUCGGAGAGGCUGCGCAUCAAAGUGAUCCCCACGCUGGCGUUGCUCAUAGACGGGAAAACCAAGGAUUACGUCGUGGGGUUCAACGAUCUCGGCAACACGGACGACUUUUCCACAGAGAUGCUGGAGUGGAGACUCGGGUGUGCCGACGUCAUCAACUACAGUGGGAACCUGAUGGAGCCUCCGGCGGCCAAUAAGAAACCGGGCUCCAAGUUCACGAAGGUGGAGAAGAAAACGAUCCGAGGCCGAGGCUACGACUCCGACUCGGACUCUGGGGACGAGUGAAAACCGGGCCGGCGGGUUUCCCCCCGGGGCUACCUCACUCAUCACUCUCUCGGACAGCCCGCGUUCAUUUGUACUUUCUCAUUCUGCUUGAUCACAUACUUUAUAAAAUAUUCAAUUGUAUGUUUUUAGCCUAAUUUAAGUUAAGUUUCUACAGUCGGAUUAAGAGAAGUUGGAUUAUUUCUUUGUUCAAAUGUUCUUUUUUUUUCUUUAUUAUUUUGCAUACCUUGGGUAUGAAAUGUGCAGAUUAAUUGAUCAUCGUGGUGCCAAUUUACCAGUAGCUCAAUUAUUUGUCAGCUGUGAUUUU
Cololabis saira (Pacific saury) is the source of this 1081-nucleotide messenger RNA. It is a transcript of the gene txndc9, whose product is annotated as thioredoxin domain containing 9. NCBI's taxonomy places the organism in Eukaryota, Metazoa, Chordata, Actinopteri, Beloniformes, Belonidae. Gene Ontology annotation, biological process: microtubule cytoskeleton organization. Gene Ontology annotation, cellular component: cytoplasm. The transcript has 5 exons. Bases 109 to 777 code for a protein of 222 amino acids. The record is from RefSeq and is a predicted model, not a curated record.